AUGAUAUCUUAUCAGCUAAGUAUUAAAAAAACAAAAUCUUAGUUUCAUAUUCAUUCAUCCACCCACCUGCAUUGAGACACCCUGCAUCAGCAUCUACCUUACACUGAUCAUGGAGAUCCUUCAGCCCUUAAGGGGCCUCUACAACCUGUUGGACAGGGUGAAGAAAAAUAAUCAGCAGUGCCCCCACGUUGAGCAGAGACUCAGAGCCCUGGAGAAACUGAUGCUUUUCAUCCUAAAGAAGGAGCAGGAAGAACUCUCUGAUGACGUCAUCAAGGCUCUGGGGAAACUCAACGAGGUUAUUUUAUCAGCUGCUGAGUUGAUCAGGAAAUUCACAGGGUCAUUCAAGCUGACUCAGGCAGUGAAAUCCAACGACUACAAAUUAGAGUUUGACAACCUGAACAAAAGUCUCACUGAUGCCUUUGUGACUUUGUCUGCGGCUCUGCAUGUCCACCAGGGGAAGAGGCUGGACGAGCAGGAGAACAUGUUGCAGGAGCAGAGGAAGAUGCUGGCAGAGCAGGAGAGGAAGCUGGCAGAGCAGGAGAGGAAGCUGCAACGAGUGGAGUCAAAAUUAGCGUAUGAAUGUCGGGCAUACUACUGUGUUCUGCAAUAAAGAGGAGCAUAGUCCAUGUGGGUGGAGCAGCACUUAGAUCUUUCUGAUCAGUCACAGACACUCAUGAAGAUUAGAUUCUGGAAAUAAGUCUCAACAUCAUGUUUCAGACUCUAAUAAUCAUGCCAACUAUUAAUUCCUUUAUGUAAUAUUGAGAAUUUUUCCUUCAGGAUUUGGUGACAGUGUUGGUUCCUGAUGUUUUGGUGCAGGAGGCAAACUGGCACUUCCAAGCAGGGGUGUAAAUAUAGACAUUGCAUGCAGUGCAGUUGUAGUGGGGCCCCUGAGGUGGAGGGGCCCGUAGAGAGGUCGGGCCCUUGCAAGUGAUUCAGAUUGCCACCUUGGAAAUAUACCCGUGUUCAAGGAUAAAAAAAAAGAAUAUCAUUAUUUUCAAAAUGUGCCGUUUGCUAUAUAUGUCCUCAAAAAGACAAACACACAUCGACGUCAUGGUUUUCUUUUUUCUUUUUUGAAUAGUCAGCAGCGAUCUAAAAGAAAAUUAUAUGCUUUUCUAUAUAAGCUAUAAAAUCUAUAAAUAUACUAUAAAACUAUUCAAUUAAACGAUUAAUCUCUUACUGUCUUUAAUAUUUUUGUCAGACAUGCAGUGAUGAGUGCUGGGUAAUAUGUACGUUGAUGUCGUUGACAAUACAUGUAUGAUAGCAUGGGCCCACAAUAAUAGUGUGCACUGGGGCCUGUCGUAGCUUCC
Molecule: messenger RNA, 1307 nt
Organism: Epinephelus fuscoguttatus (brown-marbled grouper)
Lineage: Eukaryota; Metazoa; Chordata; Actinopteri; Perciformes; Serranidae
Product: golgin subfamily A member 6-like protein 22
Exons: 2
Coding region: 110-610 (166 amino acids)
Biological process (GO): cell surface receptor signaling pathway
Source: RefSeq, a predicted model, not a curated record